Aphis gossypii (cotton aphid) is the source of this 4339-nucleotide messenger RNA. RefSeq lists its product as uncharacterized. The transcript has 4 exons. Lineage: Eukaryota; Metazoa; Arthropoda; Insecta; Hemiptera; Aphididae. The record is from RefSeq and is a predicted model, not a curated record. Bases 532 to 1578 code for a protein of 348 amino acids.
GAGUGUUGCAUAUUAUUGUGUGUACCGUGUUUGCGCGAGUGUACGCGUUUGGGUGUGUUUGUGUGCGUGUGUGCGGUUUGCGCGUGCGUUUGUAGUACCCCUCAUACUAACAAGUAACAAUAAUAAUAAUAUUAUGUGCAAAUGUGCAAUUAUUGUCAUUAACUACUGAAUAACAACGUUAAUCGUUAUGCAGUAUUGCAGUCGGCACUGAGCGUCACGGGUCUUAGCGGUCGAGUCGCUGUAGUUAGUACUGUUUUUUUUGGUUAUCGUAAUUUCGAGUUUACUUCUGUUUGCCUGGCGGUGUGGCGUUUCGUAAAUGUCCGUAAUAAUAAUAAUAAUAACAAUAUUAUAAUAUUAAAGUAUACGACAGCAGUGUUGUAGUGCCGAAAAUCGAUAAUAUUAUUCGGUAGUCGGAAAACGAUUAUGGUCCCGCUACGCGAUUGAUCUUUUGCAGUUCGUAACUUCUAUCUGUCGCGCUUUCGGCUCUAAGCCUCCUCCUCUUCUCGGGAAUACCGAAGCUUAAACGAUAUUAUGUCGUCGUUGACACACGCAUUACUGGUCGUAUUGUGCUUAGGCCGAACCAUGGCGUACAUCGAAAAAAUCUUGGAAAAUGAUAGUGUGUGUUCGAUGAAUUUCUUCUCAACUAAUUUAAACCUGUCUGGUCGUGAAGAUCAAUCAGCUAUGGUGGUCAAAGAUAACCAAUAUUUUCAAAAGUGGUCUGGCAAACACGAAUUUAACUGUAAAUUUACUGUCACUUCUUCACUUGGGUUGGGUGUUUUUGCGGUCAUACAGCAUCUGUCUUUUAGACGUAAUGCUCAAGGACAAUGUAUAGACUAUAUUCAAUUUCGCCAUGCAGAUAAAACCAUAAGUGUUUUAGACUUAAAUAUUAAAUUUAAGCCAGCAUCAGACUCCUGGAGUGAGAAAAUUUGUGGAAAAUUGAAUGCAUUUGAAGCCAAUGUCGAUAAUGAAUCUUACCAAGGCAGUGAUGGUAAUGAUGACAAAGAAAUAAAAAAUUCAUUUAUUGAUCAUAAGGGUAUGAUUGAAGUUAAAAUAUUUCUUGGAAAUAAAACUUUAGAGUCCAGUGAGGAAUUAAAGUUUGAGAUUGUAUUCACAGCAUUCCAAGAAUGCAAAUAUGAUAAUGGCCAUUGGAAAAGUUGUGGUAGAAAAACAUGUAUUUUUAAAGAUUUUUUUAAUGAUGGAAAACUUAACUGUCCAUACAAAAGCUGUAAAGAUGAGAAUGGUUGUCGCCAAGACAUCUCAGUACUAAACAGUAACUAUAUGAGCACUACAACUUUAGGGACCAAAGUUGUGGCUGCAACAGUUGCCUGUCUGGUUACCAUGAUUUUAGUAUUUAUUGCGUUCCUAUGGAUAUUCAGACACUGUGGACCUGCAUUUUGUUGCAUGGGAAACCCUAAUAGCCAUCCACAUUCUUCUGAAAUGCAGCCAGUACCACGCUUGGAUACAAUGGGUGUUGUAGCUACAGCUCCACCUGAUUUUAUGGUGGCUAGCGGUACUGAAGUAAGAACAGCUGACAAAGAUCUACCACCAUCAUACGAGUCAUUGUUCCCAAGUAAAUAGUAACCGAUCAAUAUUACAUGGAAUUGUAUAAUUUCUUCAUUUAUCUCAUGUAGUUUAUAAGGUGGAUUUUAUACUUUUAUUUAACAUUUUUAUCUGAACAAAUUUAUUAUUAUUAUUUUUUUUUAAUUUUAUUUGGAGAGAAAUAAGUAAGACAUUUUAAGCUAAGUAACCAUAUUCGAUUGUACCAGUGAUUUUAAUUUUCAAACAAAACAAUUGUUUUAAUUAACUCUUAAUUUGACUAUUCAACUAAUUUUUUUUAAAAAAAUCACUUAAAAAGUACUAACAUAGGUGCCCGCAGAAAUUUUUUUAGGUAAUUUAUCUGUAAACAUUCAAUUUAAAACAUAUUUUUGAAAAUUCAUGGGGGGGGGCAAAUGCCCCAGCUUGCCCCCCCUUGCAGGUGCCUAUGAGUACUAACUUAUUUAGAUUAUUUUUUUUAUGAUUUAGUGGGAUAAAGUGUCUUAUCAUUUUUUUUAAAUGUUGAUAAAGAAAAACACUGGUCCACACUUGGAUUUGAUCAAUUAAUAGUAAAAACUAUCAUCUAUAUCAGUAGUUCCCAAAUUUUUUUUCCGUGGUGCCCUUUUUAGGAUUAAAUUCAGCCGCAGUACCCUGCUGUAAAUACCAUGAAAGACAGAACAAAAAAAAAAAGCUAUAAAUUUUAAAUUAUUUAUUAUAAGCUAUAGAACGCAGUACCCCUAGAAAGUGCCCGCGGUGCACAGUUUGGGAACCACUGACCUAUAUUAUAUUAGUAUUUUUUUUAUUACAUAAAUUUAUUAUAAUAUAUAAAGUAUCUUUUUUUAUGGUUUUGUAUUAAAAAUAAAUAACUAUUAAUUAUCAAUUGAAGUAUCACCUAUACUAAGUAUACUCCUCGGUAUACUCAUUUUAACUGAAAGAAAACUAAAUAUUGUAGACACACAAGACUGAAUAUCGCAUAAAUUUAAAAUUGAUUAUUAUUUUCUAUGUACCUAUUUUGGAUAUCACAUAAUAACUUCACAAAUUUAACUGAAUUAUAAAAAAAAAAGCUGAGGGUUCUGAAGCCUCUAUUUUUUCUAUGAUGUUAUUUUAUAGUUAUGGAUACAUGGAUACUUGUUACUAUUAAAACCUAAAUUAACAUAAAAAAAUGUAGAGGUGCUAAUUUUAAAAUUGGGGGUGCUAAGUAUACUCAAGACCCUCCCCUAAAUUUCACCUAUGAAGUACCGUUUUUAAAAUUUAUUUCAUCAUUUACCACACAUUUUCUUUUUAAUGUUAUGAGUCAAUUUAUAUAAAAUUUAAAUUUGUGUAGUUUUCUAAUGUAUACUAUGUCGGUGUAUUUAUUUUUAUCAAUUAAAACAGUAUUUAAAAUAACUUUAGUUUUUAAACUUUGCGUACAGCACUGUAAUUUUUGAAAAUCUUUUAUAGCUUGUACAAUUGACUGAACAUUUUAAUUGGAAACUUUAUUUUGAUUGAAUAAAUUGAUUCUAAAUCAGAGUCAAACAUUUUUAAGCACCAAUAUUCAAUGUUUAAUGAACAAAAAUAUCUUAUUACAUUUUUCCAGUAAUGUCAGUCUUUUAAUUUAAUUUUUGGUUCAUGAGUAUGAACCAAUUAGCUUUCUACACCAAUUUUUUUUACUGUUGUACGAUUAUUUUAUUUUUUCCUUUUAAAAAAAUUAUUUUAAUUGAAUGUUAUGAGGUCUUACGUUAUAUUGUAAUAUAAAAUAUAAUAUAUGUAUACUAUGUGAUUUAUAUUUUACUUGACACUAAUAGUAAGUGCAAUACCACAUCACUAUACUAUACAUGUAUACUAAUACUUAAAACGUUUUUGAAUGAUAAGUCAAAUAUACAUAAUGUUUAAUAUGUUGAAACAUCAUUACUAUUACAUUAUUUAUCAUAUAUUAUUUUUACACGUUAAGACAUUAGUCAUUAAGUGUAACUUAAUUAAUCUGACAAAGUAUUCUCAAAGAACAACUUUUUUGUAUUUGUUCAAUUAUUUUAUUAUUUGCUAACAUUAAGUUAAAUCAAUUUAAUAUUCUUGUAUUCCUUAUGUUUAUUUUUAAAUUGAUUUAAGUACCAAAGACAAAUAUAUUGCUUGUACCUUAUUAAUAUUAAAUACUUUGGUAUUUGUAAAAAAUAAUUACAUCUUUAUGUAUAUGCAUUAUAUAUCGAUAAACUAUAUAUCAAUAUUGUUUAAAAUAUAUUCAUGUUUGUAAGACAUUGUAUAUAGAAUUAAUACUAUACAUUUAUAUUUGAAGUAUUAUUUACUACACUUCAAUAUUGUAAAUUGAUACUGUGAUAAAAAAAAAGUAUAUUUAUAUCUAAUAUAUAAAAUUUGUUAUUGAACAUAAAUAUGUAUUUUUUAUUUUUUUCUGAAUUAAUUUGAAUACUAUAUAAAUAUUAAAAUAUAUGAUGCAUGUUAUAUACAAGCAAUGUACAUAUAUAAAUAUAUAUAAUAUAUGUACGGUAACUGUUAUUAUGAUUGCUAUAACGCCUCCAUAGUUGGUAUUCAGCUGGUUAAAAUUGGCAACAUUAUCGCCAAUAUCAAUGUACCACACUAUAACUAUAUUUUUGUUAUAUUUCAUUAAAAUUUAUACAUUUCCCUAAACCUUAGAUGCAAAUCGGACUGAUUAAAUGCCAUACUCGCAAGAACCAUUCCGGCGCAAACAUCAUUUUUAAAUGGGUAUUUUGUUAUUGUAUUAUUUUUUUCUAAUAUUAUGAAAAAUACACAUCUUACAGAGUUAAAUGUAUUCUAUGUAAUGAGUUGAAAAAAUAUACAUGAAUAGUAGAAAUUU